Messenger RNA from Acyrthosiphon pisum (pea aphid), 1671 nucleotides. RefSeq lists its product as uncharacterized. The transcript has a single exon. The record is from RefSeq and is a predicted model, not a curated record. The coding region runs from base 1 to 1671 and encodes 556 amino acids. NCBI's taxonomy places the organism in Eukaryota, Metazoa, Arthropoda, Insecta, Hemiptera, Aphididae.
AUGAAUGUUAUUUUGUCAGAAUGCACAAAACAAUGUACAGUUACAUUUAUAGAUACACAUGUUGGUCAUCUAAAUGAUUUAGGAAACUUACCACUAGAUAAAGUAACUAAGGAUAUUAUAGCUAGUAAAAUUUCUGAACACAUUCCGUUUGAACACAUACUUGAUGAAGUUCGUGACAAUAUUUCCAACAACGUGUUAGAAAGAACACAUCUAUUAACAAAAAAAGAUCUUUAUAACAUUGAAGCAUCAUACAAUUUGAAUAAUGAAUCAGUCUUACACAAAAACGAUGCAUUGAGUGUUGAAUCUUGGGUUCAAACUGUGAGAAGUGAUGAUAGAUUUUCCUUAGUAUACUAUAAGCCACAAGACAAUAUAGAUCCACUAUUUCCAAACCUAAAAAAAGAAGAUUUUGUCUUAAUAAUAAUGAAUAAUUAUCAAAAAUCAAUGUUGGAAAAAUUUGGUAAUGAUGUAAUUUGCAUUGAUGGCAUGAAUUCAUAUAAUUUCAAUCUUACCACAGUUUUGAUUCUUGAUGACAUGAGAGAAGGUUUUCCUUGUGCUUUCAUGAUAAGUAAUAGGGUUGAUGAAGGUGUAUUAAAAAUUUUAUUUUCUCAGAUUAGAGCUCUUACAGGACUAAUUAAACCAAAAGUAUUUAUGUCUGAUAUGGCGGAAUGUUUUUUUAAUGCAUGGUUGGUUGAAAUGAAACAACCAAAAUUUAGAAUAUAUUGUACAUGGCACGUAGAUAGAGCAUGGAGUAAAAAUUUGACUAAAGUUAAAUUGAAGGAAAAACAAGCCGAAGUUUACAAAAUUAUAAGAACAUUAUUGCAUGAACAAGACGCUAAAGCAUUUGAAAACAUUUUUGAAAGUGCUAUUAAUCAAAUGUCAGCUGAUGAACAAACAUGUGAAUUUGCUAACUAUUUCGUAAGCCAAUAUGGAAAUUACGUUCAAUCAUGGGCAUACUGCCAUCGAAUUCAUGCUGGAGUUAAUACGAAUAUGCAUAUAGAACGAAUGCAUUGUACACUAAAGCAUAUUUACUUACAGGGAAAAAAGGUAAAGCGCCUUGACAAAUCUUUAUAUGCUUUGAUGAAGUUUAUUCGAGAUCGUUCUAUAGAUAGAUUAAUUGUAAUCCAUAAAGGAAAAAUCACAUCGAAAAUAAAAGAACUGCGUAAAAGGCACAAACACAGUCUAGAAAUGUCACAUGAAAUGGUUAUGAAAGCAACAGAAGAUAGUUGGGACAUCAUAUCUAAAAAAUAUAGUGAAAUGUAUACAGUGAACAGACUUAAAAUUUCCUGUGAUUGUCAAAUACAAUGCCAAGACUGUCUUUUUUGCAUUCAUUGUUAUACAUGCUCUUGUAUAGAUAGUGCAAUUAAGUCGAAUAUGUGCAAACAUAUUCAUCUAGUUUGCCAAUUUCAAUAUAGUAUAAGCAAUCAAAAAAAUAAUGGAAUGUUAACAAACUGUUUAGUUGUGAACAACAACUUAAACAACAUGCCUAACACAGACGGUGAGCAUAACAACGAAACUUCCAAUAUUUUAAGUCAAUUAAAUAACUCAGCCAUUACAAGCCAGCUAUCAUUAGAAUUGGAAAAAAGGAAACUGCAAGAGUCAUUCAAUAAAGUGUUGAAUGAAAUAUCUACCAUUGAAGAACUAAAUGUCUUGAAAAAACUUUUUUACCUAUAA